AACUGUACAGUGUUUUUCACUUUUGAAAACUCAUACCCCAUUUCCCACAUUUUCUCUCUCCCCAAACACCAUUUCCCCCUUCACUUUCCUGAAUUUUUCCGUCACGCAUUGGCCUUUCAAUCCCAUGGCGGAUAUAGCAAAGUACAUGCCUAUCAAUGGCGGAACAACCGUCGCUACAGACUUUAAGAACCUCUUUUCGAUCAUCAAAACCAGAAGAACCGUGGCUUUCUUCGUGUUUGCCUUCGUCGGUUUCACUGUCUUCUUAGCCUUUUGCCCGUCUUCAAACUCUUCUUCUCCCUGGGUUUCCAGCAUCUUUUCUGCUAGUUCAUCCACUUCCACAACUGCCAGCUCUCAAAGAUCUCAAUUCCCUUCCCUCUUUAAUUUCUUUUUUCCCAACACUUCUUCUCCACUUCAACAACAAAGCAUUAACUUCACCUCUAUUAAUCGUACCAGAUCUUUGAACGAAACCAAUCUACUCCCUAGUUCGAGAAGCACAACUUUUUUGCCUCCCAAUACAAGUACAAACAAAACCCAAAGUUCAGUUUUGCAUGCAAAUCAGACCAAAGCUUCUUCUCCAAAUGUUAAUGGAAAUCCACCCAUCACAAGCCAUCAGACCGAGAAGAAAGAGAAUUCCGAUGAAGACCAGCAGGUUAAUCAGACUACAACAGUCACUGAAACAACUCUGGCGGUAGCGGUAUCUAACCUGAGUAGAAAUUCUCCGGCCAAAUCUGAUUCUUCCGACAAGGUUAAUCAGACUGCAACAGUGACUGAAAAAACUCCGGUGCUCGCUAAUAUGAGCCGUAAUUCUCCGGCCAAAUCUGAGAAAAGUGCAGCUCAAAAAGUAGUGGCAUCAAACUACACCGCUUCAGGGCUGUCAGCUAAACAGGGGAUUGAAAGUUUGAUUGAAUCUUUGAUGAAUUGCGAUUUGUUUGAUGGAGGAUGGGUGAAGGAUAAUUCGUAUCCGCUUUACAAACCAGGGUCUUGUUCGUUUAUUGAUGAACAGUUUAGUUGUAUUAUCAAUGGAAGGCCUGAUAAAGAUUAUCAGAAACUGAAAUGGAAGCCUAAAGGCUGCACCUUGCCAAGAUUGAAUGGUGGUCACAUGUUGGAGUUAUUGAGAGGCAAGCGUCUCGUUUUUGUCGGUGACUCACUGAAUAGGAACAUGUGGGUAUCUCUAGUUUGCAUUCUGAGAAAUGCAGCGAAAACACCAAAAAAUGUUUAUGAAGCUCAUGGAAGAAGCUACUUUCGAGGGGAAGCUUCGUAUUCGUUCAUAUUCAAAGAUUAUAACUGCACUUUGGAGUUCUUUGUAUCUCCGUUCUUGGUCCGAGAAUGGGAAAUGCUGGACAAAAACGGAGCGAAGAAGGAGACAUUGCGGCUUGAUCUUGUUGGAAAAUCGUCUGAUCAAUAUAAAUCGGCUGAUAUCCUCAUCUUCAAUACUGGGCAUUGGUGGACUCAUGAGAAAACUUCCAAAGGGAAAGAUUAUUACCAAGAAGGCAGUCAUGUUUAUGAUGAACUCAAUGUUCUAAAGGCGUUUAGGAAAGCGUUAACAACGUGGGCUAGAUGGAUUGAUGCCAGUGUAAAUCCAACGAAGACCAUGGUGUUCUUCCGUGGUUAUUCUGCUUCUCAUUUCAGUGGGGGGCAGUGGAAUUCAGGAGGAGCAUGUGAUAGCGAAACCGAGCCGAUCAAGAACGAGACAUACUUAACGGCAUAUCCGUUAAAGAUGUUGGUGUUAGAGUCGGUGCUGAAGGGGAUGAAAACGCACGUCACCUACCUUAACAUUACUCGGUUGACUGAUUUCCGAAAGGAUGGCCACCCUUCAGUUUACCGGAAGCACCCAAAGCAGCAACUGAGUGAGGACGAAAAAAAAGCGCCUCUAAAAUACCAGGACUGCAGCCAUUGGUGCCUUCCUGGCGUCCCGGAUUCCUGGAACGAGCUUCUCUAUGCCGAGCUCCUCGUAAAAGAAAACAAGAUGCGACAACAUCAAAGGAGAGCUAGGUAAAAAUUAAAUCUUACGAACUUAGGUUAUUUUAUUUAUUGUUUCCCUUCCACUUUGAAAUUGUAGAAA
Messenger RNA from Hibiscus syriacus, 2062 nucleotides. Its product is annotated as protein trichome birefringence-like. NCBI's taxonomy places the organism in Eukaryota, Viridiplantae, Streptophyta, Magnoliopsida, Malvales, Malvaceae. Gene Ontology annotation, molecular function: O-acetyltransferase activity. The coding region runs from base 125 to 1996 and encodes 623 amino acids. Gene Ontology annotation, cellular component: Golgi apparatus. The transcript has 5 exons. The record is from RefSeq and is a predicted model, not a curated record.